UCUUUCUCUCUUUCUCUCCCACAUACACGUGCGCGCGUGUACGCGCGCGCACACAUACACACACAUGCGUUUCCUAUCCGCAGAGACCUUGCUCUCGUGGGAUCUGCCGGAGGCCGAGGCGAGAUCGUCCACGUCGCAGUCCAAAUGCCUGUGCCAGACUUCCGGUUGCCUCUGCUGCGUCGACCUGAACUUGACGGCCACUAUCGAUCUAGGUGGCCCGGCUUGCGUCAACAUCAAGCAGAAAGAGCAGAAUGUCUCGUUAAAUUUGAGCUACGGCGAUAAUCCAAUUCACAAUGCAACGAUAAGGAUCGCGAACGCGGCCAACAAACCGACAUGCAUGAACCUGUUGUCGGAUUUGGCACAAAUCUGCGCGCGAUUCACAUCGGUGAAGCAAUCUGAUGUCGGUGGUUACGAUGGCUGUAUGGUAAUCGAGCCUGCUUUGUUGGGCACCCCGCAAGCCACAUAUCCCAUAGGAUGCUUCAAUUUCUAUCAGGGUGUCCGUCAAGCGGAGGUCUCCGCCAUCACAGAGACAACGGAGCCUGCCGACAACGCGGACGAGGAGGAGGACACUCUGAACACCGACGAGCUGAUCGCCGCGGUGUCCGCCAGCGCCGAGCAGGGCAUCGCGCUGUUCACUCAAUGGCUCGGUCUCAACCUGAACCCAAAGCUGAAUCUCACGGGCAAGGACAACGGGCAGCAGGACCAUCAUCCACAGCAAAUGACGAAUAACGAACGGACAGCGGGACCGUCAACCGACGUGUCGUCGAGGUCGGCCCGGAACAUGGUCGAUGUCGUCCAGAACGAGAGGAGCGACGAGCGGUUCAAGCAGCUCUUGAGCGCCCAGGACAACAUCCUGAAGGGCUCGGCGACCAUCGGGCAGUCCCACGGCGCGGAGACCACGUUCGUUUACUCCAGGCCGAGCGAUCUGAUGGCCGAGAGAAACGCGACCGAGGAGGCCAAGAGGAAGCUCGAAGCAGAGGCCGUGGUGCCGCAGCAUCGGGUCGUCGUGCCGAAGGAGUCCAGGAGGGGCGGACGGGCGUACAACAUUCAUCAGCACGUCAACGAGAUCUGAGAAACCGCACCGUCGUGAUCGGUACCUCGUGCAGGAGACCGCCGUCGAUUCCUUCUUUUAAAGAUAGAGAGUGCCGCACGUAGACUACACUCGUACGUACAUAUGCACGCGGAGCUGGGCGAUGAAGAGGAGGUCAGCGCUUCGUUCGACCGUCUCGCCUGUCAGAGGGUACACUUAGCUGCGGUAAUUCAAUCUUCGCGAUCAGUAUACAGAUCGUGAUCCUCUGCAGUAAUACCACCGGGGCUUCGAUAAUGCCAGCGUAUUGCAAUUUACGGUACAGCAAGAUGAGCAACUUCGCACCAUAAUUCAAUCUUCUCCGUCUCCUGGAAAUCGCUGUUGUUAUACUGUUUCUAUAUGAAUAUAAUACAUGGAGAGAUAAAAUGUUAUUUUUUUUAUCAAAAGCUGCAGGUUAUUGAUAGUUUGUUAUUUAAUGUGUUAUAUAAUUUGAAAAGCUACUUACACAGAAUUUGAGAAGAUAAUUUUCACAAGUCUCUUACUUGUAUGUUAUUAUAUUAAAUUAAAAGGUUUUGCUAAACCUUUCUGCAAAUUUUUCUUGCUUAGGUGCGUAGUUUUCCCUACUAUCGCGAUCUUAUGCUGUUCAUCGUGUAUCUCAAUUAUAUUUAUUCUCGCUCAGCUCCUCCAGUAUGAUCUCCCGCGAUUGUGAUCAAUAUUUGCUCUCGAUUUCACUUCGAAAUCGUCGCUUUCUCGCAAUGAUAUACUAAUCUUCGAUAAUUACAAGAUUUUGACUAAACAAGGCUACGUUUUACUUGAAAACUUGAUCAAUUGUUAACUAACCGACGAUUUAUUUAUUUAAAAAAGAAAUUAAAAAUAAAGAUUCGACGACGACUUCGAGUUUCCGCUUCGAGAGAUCGAACGUUGUCCGUCAAUGACAAAUAGCUUAGGCGUUUUAAUCGUGCAUGCCUAUUAUAUGAUUCUUCCUCUUCAAGCCCGUCGAUACUAAGUUUAGAGAAAAAAAUACAACGCAGUUUCGCGCCAUCCGUGUACAUACUAUAAUACAAAGAUACGAAAUGGUGAACGGACUGGGCUAUACGACUGUCACGAGGAUAUACAAUCAAUUUCGCAUAUGACAUAAAAAUGAUAAAUAAAUAAUAAAAUAUUCACUAUAUA
Messenger RNA from Wasmannia auropunctata (little fire ant), 2200 nucleotides. RefSeq lists its product as uncharacterized. The transcript is spliced from 3 exons. The record is from RefSeq and is a predicted model, not a curated record. NCBI's taxonomy places the organism in Eukaryota, Metazoa, Arthropoda, Insecta, Hymenoptera, Formicidae. The coding region runs from base 65 to 1072 and encodes 335 amino acids.